Messenger RNA from Drechmeria coniospora, 1086 nucleotides. RefSeq lists its product as uncharacterized. Gene Ontology annotation, biological process: protein polyubiquitination; positive regulation of proteasomal ubiquitin-dependent protein catabolic process; ubiquitin-dependent protein catabolic process. Lineage: Eukaryota; Fungi; Ascomycota; Sordariomycetes; Hypocreales; Ophiocordycipitaceae. Gene Ontology annotation, cellular component: ubiquitin ligase complex; cytoplasm. The record is from RefSeq and is a predicted model, not a curated record. Gene Ontology annotation, molecular function: ubiquitin protein ligase activity; ubiquitin conjugating enzyme binding; zinc ion binding. The coding region runs from base 1 to 1086 and encodes 361 amino acids. The transcript is spliced from 2 exons.
AUGACUGAUCGCAACAUUGACGACGGGAGUCGUCGGCUCAUUCUCCAGCUUCAUGUAGAAGAUCUCGAGAAUCUCCAAAGAAGUCAGAAAGGAAAGCAGAAAGAAGGCGAGAUGUCCGACUUCGAUCUUGCUAUGGACAUCAUCGCUAGAGCUGUCUUCUCCGAUGCCCCGGUAAUCCAAGUAUGCUCAAUCGAAGAAGAAUGGGCCACGCAGGACCGCGCUAUGGCCAUGUCCUUCACUCACAACAGUGGUACAGUUUCGAAUCGCCUCCCCUCCAGUGCUGGCUCUGGCAGCAAAGGCCGGACCAAUUCUAUUAAUGACGACCUCUUUCGGAAGCUCGGACGCCUGAAUCUGUUUUCGGACGGAGCAGAAGCAGAUACACACGGCGAGUCUUCCAAUUGGACUGUGACUCGGGAUCCAGCUCGCAGGGCCGACGGCGAGAAGAUCGAAACCGAAACUUGCAUUUGCUGCGGCGACAAGCAUUUGCCCUCGAACCUGUCCAAGGCCCCGUGCUCUCACAAUUACUGCAGCGAGUGUAUCAAUUCGCUGUUCAAGAGCGCCAGCGUGGACGAGUCGCUAUUCCCGCCGCGGUGCUGCUCAAUGCUCAUCCCUGUCCUUGACAAUCUUGAGCUUCUCUCGACAGAAACCGUGGGGGUAUUCAGGGCUAAGCAAAUCGAGUUCGGCACCGCGGAUCGGACCUACUGCCAUCGCCCGGAGUGCUCUACGUUUGUGCCGCCGCAGUUCAUCAAGGGCGAUUUCGCCUUAUGCGUUAGGUGCAAUGCUAAGACAUGUGUCACUUGCAAAAGCGCACAGCACGAGACAAACAAUUGUCCCAAGGAUAGUACUCUACAGGAUGUUCUUCGCGUCGCCAAGGAGAAUGGCUGGCAGAAGUGCAAGUCUUGCAACCGGCUCGUAGAGCUAAGCAGUGGCUGCUAUCACAUGAGUACGUCUCUCUCCCUUAUGCCGUGCCUGGAUGAUCCUGACCUGCCCAUCAAGCCUGUUUGUGCCGAGCACAGUUCUGCUACGUCUGCGGUGAAAGGUGGAAGACCUGCCGCUGUCCGCAGUGGGAGGAGCAACAUCUCUUGA